AUGAUUUCUCUGCAUGCUUUGGCGAAUUUCAUUUUACCUGCUCAGUCAACGUCGCUGGAGCUCUUUGACCAGUCGGGCAAACCCGGUCAGAAGUCUUAUAGGCCUAGCGACCCGCCAUCCGCGGCGCAGUUUACCGCCAAGAUACACCCUCGAGAACAAGAGGUUUCGACGGAAGUAAACAGUUUCUUUCUGGACCACUGGCCGUUUGAAAAUGCGAAAGCUAGGAAGAAAUUCGUGGCCGCUGGCUUUCCACAAGUUACCUGCUUCUACUAUCCUACCGCCUUGGAUGACAGAAUUUCUUUCGCCUGUCGUCUUCUGACGCUCUUAUUUUUGAUUGAUGAUCUCUUAGAAAACAUGUCUUUUGAAGAAGGCUCCUCCUACAAUGAGAGACUCAUACUUCUUUCAAAGGGAGAUUCGUUGCCAGAUCGCAGUCUUCCAGUCGAGUGGAUCACUUAUGACUUGUGGAAUGACAUGAAGGCUUGUGAUGAAUCCCUCGCCAACGAGAUUCUUGAACCAGUCUUUACGUUUAUGCGUGCUCAAACCGAUAAGACACGGCUGCAGAUCAAGGAGCUGGGGCACUAUUUGAAGUAUCGAGAAAAGGACGUUGGCAAAGCAUUGCUAUCUGCCCUGAUGAGGUUCAGUAUGAGCCUGCAUCUCAGCUCUGAAGAUCUGAAUUCCGUUGAGGAUAUUGAGCUUAACUGUUCAAGACACAUCUCGGUGGUCAACGAUAUUUACAGCUGGGAAAAGGAGUUAAAGGCUUCCCAGGUAGGCCAUAAGGAAGGAUCCGCCUUGUGUUCAUCCGUGUCGGUUUUGGCUUCAGAAACUAGCCUGGACUAUUCAGCUUCGAAGCGUAUCUUGUGGACGAUGUGUCGCGAAUGGGAGCUUCUUCACAGUAAGCUGGUCAACAGUAGACUAUCAAGUGCUGGUCCAUGUGGUCCAGACUUGCAGGCCUUCAUGAAAGGCUUGGAGUAUCAAAUGAGUGGGAAUGAGGCAUGGAGCAGCAUUACUCCAAGAUAUCACUCUGUCUAGAC
This is a messenger RNA of Colletotrichum godetiae, 1031 nucleotides long. Its product is annotated as aristolochene synthase. The record is from RefSeq and is a predicted model, not a curated record. Lineage: Eukaryota; Fungi; Ascomycota; Sordariomycetes; Glomerellales; Glomerellaceae. The transcript has 3 exons. The coding region runs from base 1 to 1029 and encodes 342 amino acids.